AUGGCCAUCCAGAGAGGUGAUGGCAUGUACAAGUCAUUUCCUUGGACUUACUCAUAUCUCCCUUUGCUUCCUCGCCGCUCUAGCGCCCCGCCACCGACGCGCCACCAAGGAGCGUCGGGCUACCGCGGCGUCCGCCAACGCCCCAACGGCUGGUACUACGCCGAGAUCCGGUCCGGCGACGUCCGGCUCGGCCUCGGCACCUUCGAGACUGCGCACGAGGCCGCCCGCGCGUACGACGCGGCGGCGUGGCGCCUAGACAGGCCGCGCGCGCAGAUGAACUUUCAGGACGUCUACACGCGCCAGCAGGCGCAGGACGUCGCCCCUCCGCCUCGUAUUAUUACGGACCAGGACCGUGCGGAGCACACUCGGCGGCAGUGCCGCCUCCUCAUCGCCGAGGAGGACGAGCAAGGCAUGGCGGAGUGGCACCGCCGCCACCCGAAGGACGUCGCCAACGAGCAAGCCUACUGGCCGGAGAGGACAUAUAGAUAUCAAAUUUGA
Molecule: messenger RNA, 498 nt
Organism: Aegilops tauschii subsp. strangulata
Lineage: Eukaryota; Viridiplantae; Streptophyta; Magnoliopsida; Poales; Poaceae
Product: ethylene-responsive transcription factor ERF110-like
Biological process (GO): regulation of DNA-templated transcription
Molecular function (GO): DNA binding; DNA-binding transcription factor activity
Source: RefSeq, a predicted model, not a curated record